Messenger RNA from Elaeis guineensis (African oil palm), 3866 nucleotides. The record is from RefSeq and is a predicted model, not a curated record. Lineage: Eukaryota; Viridiplantae; Streptophyta; Magnoliopsida; Arecales; Arecaceae.
GAGGCCUGGAGUGGAGUGCUGGAGGGAGAGAGCGCUUUACUAUAGGAGAGCAUAGUAGAAUUCUUAAGGAAAAUUUUAAGAGCCAGCCGAAAGAGCUCUCCUCAUUCCCUCUUCUCUUUUAUUAUCUCGCUCCUCCGAAGGAGACUCCAGCUCUCCCUUUCCCCUCUCCCCCAGUUAAUCUCAAUUCCAUUCUUAAACCCUUAUCUCGAGCGGUUUUUUUUUUGGUUUUGUUUUGUUUUUAUAAGUCUUCGAAUUCUUUGAUUUCUGGUACACGAAGGGAAGGCGGGGAUUUUUGCCCGAUUUGGCACUGGAAGCUCUGUUUUUGCGAUUUAUUCAAGAGGUUUUUGGGGUCGAGAAUGGCGUCGGAGAGGCUAUUUUGUAUAUCGGUGACUUCUGUGGUGGAGGAUGUUCUCAAGCAGCAUGGGACUAGGCUGAGCGAUAUGCAUUUGGCUUCGAGGAAGGCAGAAGAAGCAUCGGCAAGAAGGUAUGAGGCAUCUGGGUGGCUGAGAAAGAUGGUUGGGGUAGUCCUUGCUAAGGAUUUGCCAGGCCAGCCUUCGGAGGAAGAGUUCAGGCUUGGAUUGAGAAACGGAUUGAUUCUUUGCAAUGCACUCAACAAGGUUCAACCAGGUGCAGUGCCAAAGGUGGUUGUAAAUCCAGGAGAUUCAGUUCUUCACCCAGAUGGUGCAGCCCUAUCAGCUUACCAGUAUUUUGAGAAUGUGAGGAACUUUCUUGUGGCUGUGAAAGAGAUUGGUCUUCCUAUGUUUGAGGCUUCCGACUUGGAGCAGGGAGGGAAAAGUGCCAGGGUUGUAGACUGCGUUCUAGCUGUCAAAUCCUAUGGUGAAUGGAAACAAAUGGGAGGACAUGGAUCUUGGAAAUAUAGUGGAAAUUCUAAAUUUUCCAACACAGGGAAAAAUUUCUUGAGGAAAAAUUCGGAACCUUUCAAGAAUUCCUUGUCAAGGAAUCAACCAAUGUAUGAAAAUGAAGUUUUAUGUAUGGAGCAUAAUUUAAAUGAAAAUAUUCCAAUUGAAUCUGCUGAAAUGACUUCAUCACGUCCACUGAGUAUGCUUGUACAUGCAGCUCUAUCAGGCAAGAGGCCUGAAGAAGUUCCAUUGCUGUUGGAGUCGAUGUUAGGUAAAGUAAUGGAAGAGUUUGAGCACCGCAUAGCAAGCCAAACUGACCUGCAGGUGAAAACAGCUCUCAAGGGUCUUGCUGACAGCAAUAAAUCUUUUUGCAAACAAAAGGUUUCGAUAGAUCCCCCAUCUGCUUCUUUUGAGAUGAAGAUGGAGAAGGAAGAAAAUAAUCUCAUAAAAUCGGAGAAAGAGGGCUACAUUCAUAAGAACAUGCUAGAAGAAGAGGCAUCAAAAGACAAAAUUCUGAAGCAACACAAGAUGUUUGAGCAACAACAAAGAGAUAUUCAGGAAUUGAAACAUACUCUUCAAACUACAAGAGCUGGCAUGGAGUUCAUGCAAAUCAAGUACUCUGAGGAAUUCAGUAAGCUUGGCAAGCAUCUUCUCAGCCUUGCUCAUGCAGCUUCAGGUUAUCACAAAGUUCUCGAAGAAAACAGAAAGCUGUACAAUCAAGUGCAAGAUCUGAAAGGAAGUAUUAGGGUCUAUUGCCGAGUUAGACCCUUCCUACCUGGACAACUAAGUACUAGCAGUAUUGGUGGUAUCAAUGAUGGACAUAUCACGAUUAUCACCCCUUCGAAGUAUGGAAAAGGACAUAGAUCUUUCAAUUUUAAUAAAGUUUUUGGUCCAUCGGCAACCCAAGAGGUGGUAUUCUCAGACAUGCAACCUCUGAUUCGGUCUGUUCUUGAUGGUUAUAAUAUUUGUAUAUUUGCAUAUGGCCAAACUGGAUCAGGGAAAACAUUUACUAUGAGUGGACCUAAGGAUCUGAAUGAGCAAACCCAGGGCGUGAAUUAUAGGGCACUGAGUGACCUGUUUAAACUCUCAGAAGAAAGAAGGGGUGCAUUUUAUUACAAAAUCUCUGUUCAAAUGAUUGAAAUUUAUAAUGAGCAAGUGAGAGACCUCCUUGCUAGUGAUGGCCUUAACAAAAGAUUAGAAAUUCGUAACAGUUCCCAGAAAGGACUUCAUGUACCUGAUGCAAAUUUAGUCCCUGUUACAUCAACAUCAGAUGUCAUUGAACUGAUGAACAUUGGACAGAAGAACUGUACUGUGGGUGCUACAGCAUUGAAUGAUCGUAGCAGCCGUUCUCAUAGUUGCUUGACUGUUCACGUUCAAGGAAGAGAUAUGACAUCUGGAACCAUCCUUCGUGGAUGCAUGCAUUUAGUUGAUCUUGCAGGCAGUGAAAGAGUUGAUAAAUCUGAGGUCACAGGAGAAAGGCUAAAAGAGGCACAACACAUAAAUAAAUCGCUCUCAGCUCUGGGGGAUGUAAUAUCUGCCCUUGCCCACAAAAAUUCACAUGUUCCUUAUAGAAAUAGCAAACUCACACAAUUACUUCAAGAUUCUCUUGGUAGGCAAGCAAAAACAUUGAUGUUUGUCCAUAUAAGUCCUGAUAUAGAUGCUAUUGGAGAAACUAUUAGCACACUUAAAUUUGCUGAGAGGGUUUCUAGUGUUGAACUUGGUGCAGCUCAACUAAAUAAAGAAAGUGGAGAAGUCAAAGAGCUCAGGGAGCAGGUAGCUUGCCUUAAAGCAGCAUUAGCAAGGAAAGGAGGAGGGUCAGAGCAUCUUCAGAAUAUAAUAGCAAGUCCUGAUAUGCUUAAUGUCAAGACACCAUCACCUAUAAACUCAAAUCAUCAGCAUGGUCAGGAAUAUGUAAAUAAUCAAACUAAUCACAGAAAGCCUAUGGAGGAUGUUGGAAACAUAGAGAUGCAGAUUAAUCCUUCGUUGAAACAAAAGAAACCAAGUAUUGAUCUCCAAGAGUUGUUAAUGGCAAAUGAUUCUCCUCCCUGGCCAGACAGCAGUAGAAUAAACUUUCAGGUGGGAGAAUAUAAAGAAACUGACCCUGGAAAUUGGGUUGACAAGGUCAUGGUGAACAAGCAUGAGACGGUGAUCCAGGAUAAUAAUUCCAUAAGAGAUUGGGACGGAGAUAGCGCACCGUUGCCUGACUUUUUUUACCAGAAAUAUGUUUCUAAUAUGGAAGCUUAUCCAGAACAACCAUACCAAAGGAAUGCCACAAGGAGAAAAGAUAGCCAUGAUUUUGGUAUGCAAGGAAACCGAUUUUAUUCUGUGGGUACUGAUGAUUCUGAUGAUUUGGAUAUUGCAACAAGUGAUUCUUCAGAAGCAGAUACGCUAUGGCAAUUCAAUCUCCAAAAUAUUAAUACUGCAGUCAAUGAAGGUGCGUCAAGGAUCAACAAACAUCAAAUGCCAACAAAGAGCCCAGAUAUAAGGUAUUAUGAUUUGUCUGGCAAACGGAAUGAUACGUUCAGAUUGGGGUUUCUAAACCUACCAGCUUCCUAUGAUGGCAAGUUAUAUUGCAGCGGUAGAAAGUCCAGGACUCCAAAUCAUAUACAAAUUCCUACACCAUCCAGGAAAGCGUUGAACGGGUCUAAUCGGACAGGGAGGCAGCCUUAUUCUAGCAGCAGUGACGGGAAACGGAUCACUUGAUCAGGUGGGAAAAUGAACAAUGUGAAGUAAGAAGGGUUGUUGAAAUGAUGUUGUGCUUUUUCUGGCUUUCUUUUUCGAUUGUAAUGAUAGAUCGAGAGCCUCAUUCUCGAGUACAAUAAUGAGUGGCAAUAAUCCCUGUUGCUUUGUACUGCUUUGGUGGUUGUAUCGUGGGUGGUAGGACCCCCCCGUCCUCUUUGCUUUAGCUUGAAGUAGUCGAAAUGUAUAAUUUCGGAUGACCAUUCUUUAUCUAUCAUGCUCAUAAUUCGUAAAGAUAAUGAAAGGAGAAGUUGGAAGAAAAAGAAA